Osmia lignaria (orchard mason bee) is the source of this 671-nucleotide messenger RNA. RefSeq lists its product as uncharacterized. The record is from RefSeq and is a predicted model, not a curated record. NCBI's taxonomy places the organism in Eukaryota, Metazoa, Arthropoda, Insecta, Hymenoptera, Megachilidae.
AUCAGUGGCGCCAGGGGUCCUGACGGCCCCUCUAGAAUUGGCAAUGCUAACUUCAAGUUGUUUUAAACACAAUUAACAAGUAUAUUGUGUUUUAAAUGUCAUUAUUGUCGUUAUUGUCAUUAAUGUAAUUACUGAAAAUGUCAGAUACCAAAGAAUUUUUCCUUUCUGUCACACAACGUAUUUUUAGUAAUUGGACUGCAUUGAGAAUGGCAGUGGAACAUGGAAUGGGAUCAAAGGAAAGAGCAGUAGAUUUCUGUCCUUAUAUGACAGAGGUUAUGUACAUGAAUGAGAAUCUAAGUAGCACUGAAGUUGCUACCGAAUUAGAGGAUUAUAUGGAAGAAUAUUUUAGUACAGAGCUUCAAGAUGACAGUGCAAUACAAAUUGCAGAAGAGUUAUUAAGAUUCCAUCGCUAUUGUAUUGAAAAUAAUGAAAACGUGGCAACGAUAGAGUUUGGUAAACUACCACCAUUGCAGUCAUGGCUUGUCACAAAUGAACCUGUGAAAAAGAUUCAUAGUUCCUAUAUUAUGGAAAAUGAUAGUUCUGAGAGUGAAACAGAAGCUUCUGGGGAUGUGAAGGUUGAAGAUGAAUGGGUAGAAGUAAGAACUAGGAGAAAAAGAUAACUGAGGCAGAAUGUUUAAAAUGAUAUUCUUUUAUUUUACUUUUUUUUUUUA